AUGCAACCCAUCAUCACCUAUCUAAAGGAUCAUUCACUACCAGCUUCUAGAAGCGAGGCAAGGAAGUUAAGAAGAAGGGCUGCACACUUCGUCCUACAAGAAGAUGUUCUCUACAAAAGAGGCUUCGCCUCGCCACUUCUCCAAUGUGUAGGAGGCGAAGAGACCAUGUAUAUACUCAGGGAAAUCCAUGAGAAAAUCUGUGGGAAUCACUCCGGAGGAACAGCUCUGGCACACAAAGUCGAAACUGAACCUCUUGCUAAGAUCAUCGAGGCGAAUACUGAAACAUUUGUCUGGAAGAACAUCAUUUGCAGGAAGCUUAACACCUCGAAGGGGGUUUGGGACGAUGAGUUUCCCCACAUCCUCUGGGCCAUCAGAACAACUAGCCGAACUGCAACAGGAGAGACACCCUUCUCAAUGACCUACAGAGCCGAGAACAUGAGCCCGGUUAAGGUAGGAGUCCCAUCGCACCGUCGAAUACACUUCAAUGAGAUCAGUAACGAUGAGGCUCAAAUGAGCAAACUCCAUCUCCUUGAAGAAAUGAGCGAUACCUCCCAGGUGAACUUGGAAAAGUAUCAUAGAAAGAUGACCCGCUAUUAUAACUCCAAGGUCAGAAAUCGGACUCUUCGUCUGGGGGACCUCGUUCUUAGAAGGGUCUUCUAA
Olea europaea var. sylvestris is the source of this 660-nucleotide messenger RNA. RefSeq lists its product as uncharacterized. Gene Ontology annotation, molecular function: nucleic acid binding. The coding region runs from base 1 to 660 and encodes 219 amino acids. The record is from RefSeq and is a predicted model, not a curated record. The transcript has 3 exons. NCBI's taxonomy places the organism in Eukaryota, Viridiplantae, Streptophyta, Magnoliopsida, Lamiales, Oleaceae.